This is a messenger RNA of Fonsecaea erecta, 867 nucleotides long. RefSeq names its product 2,3-diketo-5-methylthio-1-phosphopentane phosphatase. Bases 1 to 867 code for a protein of 288 amino acids. NCBI's taxonomy places the organism in Eukaryota, Fungi, Ascomycota, Eurotiomycetes, Chaetothyriales, Herpotrichiellaceae. Gene Ontology annotation, molecular function: acireductone synthase activity; magnesium ion binding. The record is from RefSeq and is a predicted model, not a curated record. The transcript is spliced from 4 exons.
AUGGUCUCAACGCGCUCAACGAAGAGGCGCUCUCGCAGUCCUGUCGCGAGGGCGGUUGAAAGUCGUCCGACCAAAAUCGCCCGGAAGCGGCAACCCGCCGUGAAAAAGUCGGUCAAGUCAUUCAAGGGCGUCGAGGUCAUCCUUCUAGAUAUAGAGGGCACCAUAUGCCCGAUUACAUUUGUGAAGGACACUCUGUUCCCAUACGCCCUCAAAGCGCUCCCCGAUGUCCUCGCAUCGAAGUGGGAUGACCCGACUUUCAUACCCUACCGUGACGCUUUCCCUGAACCCGCCACCUCCUCUCCCGAAGAAUUCGAAGCCCAUGUCAAAGACCUUACAGAGCGAGAUGUGAAGAUUGCCUACCUGAAAAACUUGCAAGGCUAUCUGUGGGAAAAUGGCUAUCAGACACAUGCCUAUUCGACACCUCUUUACCCUGAUGUGCUGAAGUCUCUGGACGCUUGGUCGGCCCCUCCCACAUCUGGUGCUGUUGCCAGCCCUAGCAAAGAGAUAUCUAUCUACAGUAGCGGGUCAAUCUUCGCGCAAAAGCUUUUGUUCCAACAUAUCAAAGACCCUGCUUCACCCGACGACCCCACGGCCGUUUUGGACAAGCGCGACAUCAUUAAAGCAUGGUUUGAUACCACGAACGCGGGUCUCAAGCAAGAGGCUAGCAGCUACACAAAGAUUGCGACGGAGCUGGGCAGAGAUCCGAAGGAGAUAUUGUUCUUGAGUGAUAACGUCAACGAGGUGCGUGCGGCUAUCAAAGCGGGCAUGAAGGCCGCAGUGGUGGACAGGCCGGGAAAUGCGCCUCUGUCUGAUGAGGAGAGAGAGGAAUUCGACGUAGUCGAAAGCUUUGAGGAGAUUGAGCUGUGA